AUGGCCUCCGAGGAAAGUGGCCCUUUAGGCCCAGCACACAAGCGCCUCACUGCUGAAGAUCUUGACGCUUUCCAGACCAACUUUGUCAGUCUUGAGGAAGUUGGCUUCGACAAGGAAAUUGAAGCAUGGGACAGCAGCUUGAACGAAUGGACCGCACGUCUGGCCUCGCCAACUUGGAAGGCUUGA
Aureobasidium namibiae CBS 147.97 is the source of this 186-nucleotide messenger RNA. RefSeq lists its product as uncharacterized. Lineage: Eukaryota; Fungi; Ascomycota; Dothideomycetes; Dothideales; Saccotheciaceae. The transcript is spliced from 2 exons. The coding region runs from base 1 to 186 and encodes 61 amino acids. The record is from RefSeq and is a predicted model, not a curated record.